Molecule: messenger RNA, 3696 nt
Organism: Closterium sp. NIES-65
Lineage: Eukaryota; Viridiplantae; Streptophyta; Zygnematophyceae; Desmidiales; Closteriaceae
Source: the annotation of a GenBank genome assembly
AUGGCUACCCCUAGUGUCCUUACCUUUGAUGCUGAGGGUCGUGCUGUUCACUUUGAGGUCUGGGUCGAUGACCUCCAGCUGUUCCUACAGUGCGAUAGGGCAGACGGACUCUCUCUGUUCGAUCUCACCUCUGGUGUCUCUCCUGCCCCGCCUGCUACUGCUGACAGCACUCUUCGCUCACAGUGGGCCACACGCGAUGCUCAUGCCCGCCUUGCUGUGCGUCGCCACUUACCGACCACUGAGCGUGCACACUUUAGCCAGUACAAGAGUGCUCAGACCUUGUACGACGCUGUAGUUGCACGCUACUCCUCUCCUGCCACUGCUGCGCUUAUCCGCCGCAUGCUGCCGUACCUGGACCACUUCCUCUCAGUUUGCCCCACCACACUCACCGUUGACCUCCUCGAGGAGCGCCUCCUAGCAGCAGAGAAGAGCAUAGUCGCUGUAGGAGCCUCUCGUAGUGACCCUCGCACCCCCGUCUUUGACGACUGUUCCCCCUCCCCUCUCUUGCCCUCUGUUGCUUCUGCUGCUGCGGCCGACCUCGUUGGUUUCGAGUCGGUCGGCGCUGCGUCUGCCCCUAGCGGGAGACGCCGCACUGGCAAGGGCAAGGGGGGCAAGGGCGCUGGAGGGGCUGGCGGGGACGGUGGAGGUGGUGGUGGAGGCAGUGGGGGGGUUGGGGGUGGUGGUGGGAGUGGUGGCGGGGGUGGAGGUGUCAGUGGCAGCAGUGGAGGCGGUGGAGGCGGCGGCGGUGGCGGAGGGAGCGGAGGCGGCGGAGGUGGCGGAGGCGGCGGAGGCGGCGGAGGUGGCGGAGGCGGCGGCGGCAGCGGUGGAGCUGGUCGCGGCUCUGUGCAGAGGAGUUGCUCCGCUGGUGGUCCGCGCCAGCAGCAACAGCGCAGUCGUGAGACCCUGUCCCCUCAGCAGCUUCGUGAGUGGUACGGUGCGCGUCAGCGCGGUGGGGGUACUGGUCCCUGUACCUACGUCCUCCGUACCGACGACCGCGCUGUUGAGCAGUGCGGGGGCCCACACUCCACCCAGCGCUGCUUCGGCCGCCUGACGGACGCGUGGCGUCACCAGUUCCCUGAGGCCUCUGAGAUCCCUCGCUGGGGAGAGCUGUCUAGGGCGGGGGUUGCUAUCUUUGAUCUUGACUAUGAUGCUAUUCUUGCUGCCAUGUAUGCUGUGUCUGGUAGUGUUGAGGGUGAAUGUUACCUGUGUGUUCCGCCUGAUCCGGGCAUUGAGGCUACUGCUCUAGGUUCUGGUGAGGCUGCUGCUCUAGGUGCUAGUGCGUCUGCUGCCCCAGGUGCUGGUGAGUCUGCUCUCUCAGGUACUACGCCGGCUCCGGCCUUACACACCUUCACCCUUGACUCGGGUGCUUCCCGCUCCUUCUUUCGAGACCGCACCACGCUUACGCCAUUUAGUCGGCCGUUUGCAAUCUCCCUGGCGGACCCCUCUGGGGAUCCUGUCCUUGUUAGCUUCUCCACUGUCCUACCGUGCCCGGCAGCCCCCUCUGGCACCCUGUCCGGUCUCUACCUUCCCUCGUUCUCUACGAACUUGACUCUCCUUUGGCACCACCGCCUUGGUCACCCCUCCCUGCCUCGUCUCCGAGGGAUGGCCUCCCGUGUCCUUGUCUCCGGUCUCCCCCGGUCUCUCCCUCCCCUACCUCCGGGGCCUGCCCCUACCUGCGUCCCCUGCGUCGAGGGGCGACAGCGCGCCGCCCCUCACUCCUCCGAGUUUCCUCCGACAGAGGCUCCGCUGCAGACCCUCCACAUGGACGUGUGGGGCCCCGCCCGCGUCCGUGGACAGGGGCACGAGCGUUACUUCCUGUUGGUGGUUGAGGACUACUCGCGUUACACCACAGUCUUCCCCUUGAGCACCAAGGGUGACGUCACUGAGAAAAAUGGGAUUGCUGAGCGGGGCAUUGGCAUGGUCAUGGACGUCGCUCGUACGUCCAUGAUCCAUGCGGCUGCCUCCCAUUUUCAGUGGCCGUUUGCGGUUCAGUACGCAGCGCAUCAGCUCAACCUCCAGCCCCGGGUCUCCUUGCCAGAGAUCUCCCCCACCCUGCGGUGGACCGGGAAGGUUGGCGAUGCGUCUGCGUUUCGGGUCUGGGGAUUUUGGGCGUUUGUUCGCGACUUGUCUGCGGACAAGCUGUCCCCCCGUGCUGUUCCCUGUAUCUUCCUUGGCUUCCCCCCUGACGGGCCUGGGUGGCAGUUUUACCACCCCACCUCGCGCCGUGUUCUGUCCUCCCAGGACAUCACCUUUGACGAGUCGGUGCCUUACUACCGUCUCUUCCCCUACCGCACUGCGCCCCUCCCCCCGCCGUCGCUCUUCCUUGCGCCAGGUCCUCCCCCGGUAGACCCCCUCCCCCCUCAGGGUCCUGCCCUGUCAGGUGUGUCCCAGGUAGACGCAGUCGAGCCUGUCGAGGUAGCUAUUGACUCUGGUGCUGCUAGAGGUGCUGAGCCAGCGGGUGCCGAGUCUGGAGGUGCUGCACCUGAGGGUGCGGAGCCUGGGGGUGCUCAGUCCAGGGGUGCUGAGCCUGGUGGUGCUGAGUCUGGGGGUGCUGAGCCUUGGGGUGCUGAGUUUGGGGUUGCUGAGCCUGGGGGUGCGGAGCGUGGGGGUGCUGGGUCUGCUCGUGUGGCCUCUCGCGAAGCUUUGUCGAGGCGGGAGCCACACUCUCCACAGGAGCAGCGCGAGUGGUUUGCCCGGCGCUGGAGCCGUGCUGCUAGAGCUGGAGGUACUACUGUUGCUGCUGGUCCCGGAGGUACUGCUGGAGCUGCUGGCGAUACUGGAGCUGGAGCUGCUGGGGGUGUUGGCGCUGGUGGUUCUGCUGGCGCGGGUGCUUCUGAGGGUGCUGGAGUUGGCGCUGUUGGAGCUGGAGGUACUGCUGGCGCUGGUGCUGCCGCUGGGGGUACUGGUGCUGUCCCUGCUUGUUCUGGAGGCACUGCGUGGCCGCGACCGUACUUCGUUCCGCUCCUUAAGCAGGUUCUUGGUCUCCCGCCUUCUACUACUCCUGCUCCUCCCUUAGAGUGUCCGCAGCCUGUCCAGCCGCAGUCACAGUUAGAGCCCGCCUCCCCCCUACCUGCUCCUUCUCUCUACAGUGGUCCUAUUGGAGGUCUUACUAAGCGUUCUGAGCCUACGUCUGGUCCUGCGUCGCCUGUUCGUGCUGCUCGCACCAGUCGUCGUGCUCUGCGUCCGCCUCCUCCUACGGUCCCAAGCACACACCAGAUGGCACUGCGUCCUUCCACUGCUCCUCUGCGUGCCCCGUUGCCGUCUCCUCCUGAGUCCUCUCUUCCUGUUCUUGCUGACCCGGAGUCUGACUCUCUUCGUGCUGCCAGUCCUACUGUCACGCGUCUGCUAGCUACUGUUGUCACUGACCCUUCCUUUGAGUCCACUGCUGCGUCUGCCUUAGUGGCUGAGCUUGUCGACUUUGCUGCGCGCUGUCGUCUAGACUACGCCGCUAGUCUUAUUGCUGAGUCUGAGUCUGUCUGUCCUCCGUCCGUCGGGGGUGAGUGUGCUCUUAGCACGGACGUCCUUGAGGACAGGCAGGAGGAGUUCCAGUGUUUUGCUGCUGCUUUGCCUCAUCUCGUGUCCACGCUGAUUGCCCCUAAGGGAGACCCGGAUGCACCAGACAUCCCGACUCCUCGAUCGUACGCUAAGGCGAUCGAGGGUCCCUACUGUCAAAUCAUAAUGUUCUGUAGGCUGUAG